AUGCUGGCAGAGGCGCUGGCCUUCAUCGACGAGUGUGACAGCAACGGAAAGCGUACUAAGGCUCGCACAUCUAAAAAAUCCAAAGUUUUUAGCUCAGUCGCGUCUCGGAAACCGCAGAGCUCGGAUAAAACCCAACAUCAAGCGGGUGAUUACCAGUGCUACUCGGCACGAUUACAACAUCGCAAGAAGGCAGAAUUGCGUGCACUGAGAGAGCAGGCGCUUGAACUCGAUGAGCAGGUGAAGCUGCUACUGCAGCGACGUCAACAGAGACAACGAUCUCGAACGGAGAAGGAGAAAAACUCAACCACCCAGAACGAGGACGAUGACAGUCGGGAGUGGCUCAAGAAAGCGGUGGGUGAAUUCCAAAAACGACAGAAAGCAGAGAGAACCCACAGGAAACUCCAAGAGAUCUGGGCCAAUCAGACCAAAGUCAACGGAGCUUUCCGGCACUUGGUGCAGCGUCGCUCGCUGCUUUAUGGCAAGGAUUUUGUGUUCGAGGAUAAAGAGAACACACCACUGGAGCCUUCGGUGGCGGACGAGACGAUGAACAUCAUCUCCCAACUGGAAAAGAGAGUAGAGCGACUGUACUUGAGCUCCGACUCCGUGUUCCCACCAGACCUCCCAGAGACCAUUUCGUGCAACACGAGAGUAAAACGCAGCAGCGACACGGCCGGCAAUUGCAUUGAGAUUAUCACGACAACGCCCGUAUCCAGUCCGCUGCAUGUUGCAGCGGAUGUCGUGUGGAAAGACCUGAACGUCAAGAGCCAAGAUCCCGAAAGAAUCUACAGUUUCAUCCGUGGCCGCAACUCCGAUUCAUUGGAGAAAAACUUCCUCAUCGCCUAUCACAACCCGUCGGGUGUAUUGAAGAUCGACGGCUUCCAGUUCAUGCGCAAGUUCGAGGAAUCCGACCGCGUUGUGGUCAUAAAACACAAUAUUCUGACGCUACCGCACAUGGGACUCGAGUUCCGUGACCGCUGUUGGAUCAUCAUCUCCCGCUCCAAGUCGGACCCGACACAAGCGUCCGUCGCGCGCACAUGCUACCAGCUCUACGCUGAAGGCUCUGAAAGUUUUUCAUCAAACGAAGACGUCGCGCAUACGCGGGACUAUAUCAUGUGGGAAAGUGCGACGGGACCACCAAAUGUUGCAGAAUACACCGUUUUAAUGACGGGGCCGAGAACUCGAGCCGAGAUAAAGCGUCGGCGCAGCUCGAGCACCGGAGAUGCUACUUGCGGCGUAGAGUACAGUGAGCAGCUGUAUGCAGCGCUUACGGCGGGCGCGUUGUGGUUCCUGGGUGUCAAAGAUAUGGUUCAGCUGUUGGGGACGUGUCGGACGCUUCGGUUUGAUAAAACCCUGGGUGUUAUGGCGCUGAGCAAUUGCAGCGUUGGGGUGCAUUUACUGCACGGCUGUAGCGGUGAUUGGAUGGAUUUAUCCCUACAGAAGCAGCAAGAAUCGACUGGAGAAGAAUCGAUCUUCUGGUCCGAGUGCAGGGAACACAGCCAUGUUGCCAGGAAGAAAGAGCUGAAUCGUCGCUUAAUGGAAGAUAAAAUACCAUUGGGUUUUUCACGAGGACAAGCCGCGCAGUUGCUAUCUCUUAUUGGCAAGUUGGAAAAAUGUUUUAAACCAUUUUACAAUCGCGCCUAUGUGGCAACUCCGUUUGGAGAUUUCUGUCGUGCUCGACCGGUCAUUUUGCCACUACCUGCAAGAACUGAUAAAGACGCGAAUGCAGCGUGGACGAUGGAAGAUGCUCGUGACGCGUUGAAUUCCAUGUGGGAUCGUUUCGGAGACGAUUUCGCCGCGUCGGGUACGGAAUACAUGCAUGUAUCGGAGAUAGGGAUGCACUGGGAAACUAUUGCUGUUGCCAAGCGUGAUGCCAAGACGAAGUGCAAUUUUUGCGAUACGGCAAAGAAAGCUAUUCGGGAAUACCGGAAAGAGGCAAAUACAUUGAUGGACGAGUUCACGCGUGUGUUGAAGAGCAAGCAAGUGGAGUGGCGUGCAGAAGGUCUGGACGAUGAUGAGAUGCAUGAGCGACGUAGUUUACUAAAGGCUGAUAUGUUCUUGGAAGACUCGUAUCCUGAUCCGAACGCAGCUGAGAGCACAGCGGACGACAUCCUCGCGCACAUUUGCGAGCACGACAAGUUCCCCGUAGUCCCAUUCGAAGGGAUGGCUAACGGUCUAGAAAGGAGGAACGAUGAUAUUUUCAAUGCGCUGGCACUGGAAUGUCAGGAUCUGUGUGACUCGUUCUACCGGCCUCUGAAGCAGAAUCUGGCGGCAGUCGUGGCCUUUACCGGCCAGCGAGUGCAUCGACCGUGGAUGGACACGGGCGAGGAAGCGGGGAUCAUCCGACGCGAGCUCAUUGCCGGGCUAUCAAACAACGGGUUUCUAGUAGGCGUAUACGUUAUGAAGGCCGUGGAGGACUAA
Messenger RNA from Phytophthora infestans T30-4, 2418 nucleotides. RefSeq lists its product as uncharacterized. The transcript is spliced from 4 exons. Lineage: Eukaryota; Oomycota; Peronosporomycetes; Peronosporales; Peronosporaceae. The coding region runs from base 1 to 2418 and encodes 805 amino acids. The record is from RefSeq and is a predicted model, not a curated record.